Molecule: messenger RNA, 7404 nt
Organism: Podarcis raffonei (Aeolian wall lizard)
Lineage: Eukaryota; Metazoa; Chordata; Lepidosauria; Squamata; Lacertidae
Gene: NLRC5
Product: NLR family CARD domain containing 5
Exons: 48
Coding region: 354-6023 (1889 amino acids)
Biological process (GO): inflammatory response; positive regulation of transcription by RNA polymerase II; positive regulation of MHC class II biosynthetic process
Molecular function (GO): protein binding
Source: RefSeq, a predicted model, not a curated record
AAGAUAUUUUAAACAUUUUCCCCAAUUCUGUGUGUAUAUCCUCCACUUUUGGGAGGACAUGCAAGCAAAUACUUUAACCAGCCAGUCAUCUAAUGUUGGCAAUCAAUUCCUACCCACCCCCUGUAAUGAGCAAUAGAUAUACAGGCUGCACCCAGUAAGUAUCAAACCAUCUCCCUCUUGUCUUUUGGAACUGACUCUCUUCCUUUUCAUCCCCAGGAGGUUUCAGCUGGCAAAACAUCUCUCUGCAAAUGGCAAACAUCACUCUCUGACACAGAUAAUAUGAAGCCCACGAUGUAACAUUCCCCCUGAGCCCGGAAUAAGCAGGACCACUCCAACAGAGUCGCUUUUGCAGAAUGACGACGCCUCCAUUCUGGAUGGACGAUGCAGACGUCCAGAAGGCCAUCAGGAAUGCUUGGCCGCAGCUGGUGCACUUCCUCAGUCACCAUCCAGAGUGGGUCCUGAGAAAAGCCAAGCAGCUUCUCCCAGGGGUGGCCUUGAAUGAGAUUGAGGGGACAGCUAGUUCCCAUGAGAAGGUCUCACUGGUCCUGGACAUGUUUCUGAAGGCUGCAGAUGUUGAUGCUCCCAUCUUCAAAGCCUUCGUACAGAGUGUCUGCAUGGAAUGCAACCUCCCCAUGCAUCUGGAAAUAGUCUUCAUGAGUGUGUCAGGAGAAGGUCAAGGACGAGAGGAUUUGAAAGGAACUUCAGCUUGCUUCCCGUCGACAUCAACAAGACUUGAAAGACGCCGUCCAUGGAGCAGCCCUGCCAACAACAACAACAGCAAACAGUCCAAACAGCAGCGGCUAGAUUCUGCUGAAAGAUAUCGACAGCUCAUCACCACCUCGAUGCUUCAGAGAUACGGAAUGAGCAGAUCAGCAGAAGCAACUGAACCCAAAGCUCAGCUGUCGCCUUUCAGCCAAACCUUCGUCAACCUGGUGAUUCGUCAGAGCAAAGGUGGUCGGAUGAGGGAAAGGGGGGAGAUAGCUCUGCACGAUAGAGAGGAGCACAGGAACACCACCCUGAGACUGUCUGAGCUUUUUGAAAGUGUCCACAUGGGGACCACCAAGGUUGUCCUUCUCCUGGGAAAACCAGGGAUGGGGAAGACAAGGCUCAUGCACCAGAUCUGCCAGCAGUGGGCAGAGGGAGGCCUCCCACAAUUCCAACUGAUAUUCUUCUUUGAGUUCCGACAGCUGAACCUGAUCAGCAGAAAACUUUCUCUCCAAGAACUUCUCUUCGACUUCUUCCUCAGGCCAGAAGAUUGUCCUGAUGCUGUGUUUGAACACAUCCUAGAAGACGCCCAGCGCACGCUGGUUAUAUUUGAUGGGCUGGACGAGUUUGUGGAGAACGUCCAGCUCACAGGUCCUCCUCACACUAUCUUCCCAGAUCCUCUCAACCCUCUCUCCAUAUCAGACCUUUUUGCAAGUCUUUGCCUUGGGCAAUUCUUGCCAGGCUCGACCGUGCUGGUCACGACCCGUCCAAAGAUAGUCCCAGAUGCUUUAUUGAAAACGGACACCCUUCUGGCAGAAAUCUGGGGCUUUGACCGUGAAAAGGUGGAGGAAUACGUUGGCUAUUUUUUCCACCAGCAUUCCCUCAAGGAGAAAGCCAUCGCUCACCUGAAAAGCAAUUGCAAACUCCUGAGCAUGUGUUAUAUCCCCGCCUUGUGUAACAUUGUCUGCAUUUGCCUGGAGUAUCUGCUCCUCCACGAUGCAGGAAGAGUCCAGCUCCCUCAAACAAUGACCCAGUUCUACGUGAAGAUGCUCCUCACCUUCAUAGGAAAGGAUCAGAAGCUAAGGGCUUUGAGCGAAGAAGUUGACUUGAGUCAACACAAAGCGACUCUCGCAGGCCUCUCUGAGUUGGCCUUCAAGGGCCUGGAAGGAAAUAAGAUGUUGUUUUAUGCUGAUGAGGUCCCAGAAGACGUGAAGGAUUUUGCUUGCCUAUAUGGGCUCCUGGUGUCCUUUGAGGUAAAGACCAGCAAUGGACACACACAGGCUGGCUACACUUUUGUCCACUUCAGCCUGCAAGAGUUCUUUGCGGCCCUCUUCCUGCUGACAAGCAAAGCAGUUGAUGGCAACUUCCUGAAGCAGAACUUCUUCCUGAGGUCUAAGUGGAUGAUGAAGAGGGAAGCAAGGGUGCCCUUCACAGAGAACUGCCACGUCUUCCUGUCUGGCCUCUUGUCUCGCGGGUGCCAGAAGUUCCUCAGCUCUUUAGCCGGGCAGUGCGAUGCCCAGGUCCAGGAACGUCAAGCCAUCAUUGUGCAGAUGCUGAAGAAACUGGGGGAUGCUUCUCUCACAGGGCCUAGGAUAGCAGAGCUGUGCCACUGUGUGCACGAGACACAAGACCAGGAACUGGCCCGGCAUGUCGGGAAGCAGCUAAACUUCAGGUAUCAGUUCAGAAACUUCCGGCUGAUGCCGCUGGACAUGGCUGCCCUGGCUUUUGUCAUCAGCAGCAGCCACCCUCACUUGGUAUGCCUGGACUUUGUGGGAUGCCCCAUGGAAGUGGACUAUCUGGAUGUCUUUGGCAGCUGUGAAAAUAUAAAGAGCCUGAGCUUUAGGAGCAGGAGAUGUGGGAAUGAGUUUGCCGCUGUCCUGUCCAAGACCCUGCCGAAGAUCAAAUGCCUGACAACUUUCCAGUUAGCCGGUGGAAAUAUUUCAACCCCAGGACUUGAAGAUCUGAUGCGAGCUUUUCCAAACUGCCAUCAGCUGGAAGACAUAAACUUGCAGGACAACAGACUGAAGAGGCAGGAAAUGAUCAAAACUACAGAAAUUUUUUCCACUGUGGAUAAGCUCAAAAAGCUUGACUUAAGCUACAACGAGCUUUCGGUGAGCACCGUCCUCGCUUUUUCCAGAGCUGCUGCCAUUUGUCCAAAUGUGACAAAGCUCCAUAUCAGGAAGGAUGUUUUGAUAGUCUCCUUCACCGGCCAAUCCAGUAAAAGACAGAGGUUGAAAAAAGAGGGAAUAAAAGAAGAGGAAGAUGUGCCUAAGCCUAGUACUUUAAUAUUACGAUUGCAGGAUUGCCAGUUCGAUUCCCAGUGGGUAGAGGAGCUGGCUGAGGUUCUCCAGAGGUGUUCCCACCUUUCCGAAAUUGAUUUGUCAGGUAACCGACUUGGUGACGAAGGAUGCAGGAAGCUGAUGAAGAUGGUGCCCAGAAUGUGCAUUUCUGGCCCUCUGAAUUUAAACAACAACCAGCUGUCUCUGAACAGCAUCUUCUGUCUCCUGGAGUCAAUGAGUCUUUGUCCAAAUAUAGUGAAGCUUAACGCCAGUGUUCAUCACCAAGCUGCAAUCUUAACCCUCGUUGGCAAAGACAUUGCUGGCGGUGCUCAGCCCAGGAGUUCCUCAUUUAACACUGACCUAUCAAGCACAGGUGGACAUCUCUUGGCGGCAACAGCGAGGAAAAUAUGCUUGACGGACAAUAAUUUUCAGGAUGGAGAUCUGAAGAACUUGUGCUUGGCCUUGAGGAGAUGCACUGGUGUAACUGAGUUAGAUUUGUCCAGUAAUUCUCUGGGCGACGCAGGUGUCUUGAAGGUGGCUGAGCUCCUUCCUCAUCUGAACGCAUUACGUUCUUUAACGCUGGACCAUAACAACAUGUCUAUGGACGGGGCCUUUCACUUGGUGCAAUGCUUCGCUGACUUGGAACAUAUGACGUCCAUGGAGCUAUGUUUGGGAAGCACCCAGAAAGUUCACUUAACAUUUGGGGAAAGAAUAAGUCCCCAAAUGCUCCGUGUGACUGGUGAGCAUAGGAGGGAGCUGCUGGAUUCGGUACCUAACUCAAUCUAUGACCGUUGCUUUUGUCUCAAGGAAAGUAUGAUGGACCUAAAGGAUGUUGACCGAUUGUUUAAACGUCUAAGUACAUGUUCUGGACUGACCAAGAUCAACUUGUCUGGCAACUCGCUGAAUGAUCAAAGUGUUGAACGACUUCUGAAAUUCCUGCCCUACUUCAACAGUGUGGAGCUCUUAAGCAUCACAGAGAGCAAGUUUUCAUCACAUUGUGUUUGCUUGCUGGCCAACUCAGUUAACCAGUGUAAGAGAAUCUGCAGAGUGGAAGUCAGAUCAAGUGAAAAUGCUUUUCUGCAUUUUGUGAAAAGUAAAGAAAGCCAAGAAAUAUGCUGCAGACUAACUGAUUGUGACCUUGGCAAGUGCGAGAUCGUAGAGCUGUGCCCCAUCUUUGAGAAGUGUGACCGUCUUGCAGAACUGGAUCUUUCUGGAAACCAUCUUGGCAAUGAAGGACUAAGUUGCCUCUUAGAACAUUUGCCCAGGACCCACAUCCCCUGCCUGAUGAAAAUCAACCACAACGGGGUCUCACAAGAUGGCAUUCUCCAUCUCGCUCAUGUCUUUACCACGUGCCAAAAUGUGGCUGAAGUUCACGUGAGUUUGUUCUCUGAGGCAACACUGCUGAUCACCCUAGUGAGAGAAGAUAAACCUCAAAAGAUCCUGAGCAUGAAGCAGUGCUGUUUCCAAGCAAAACAUCUGGCGGUGCUGUCCUCUUCUCUGGGCAAGUGCCUUGCUCUGAGCGACUUCACGUCAGCUAAUAAUGGCAUGAUGCUCAGCAGUGCAGAAGAUCUACUCAGAGCCUUGAGGAAAUCGGAGGGGAUGCUAAGAAUAGGCAUCGAAGAGCCUUGGGUGAAAGAUGAAAGCAUCAUUAUCCUUCUGAAGUUGGCUGCCGAAGUCCAGGGAAACAUCACAGCCAUCACGCUAAGGAGAGACCAGGCCCUCUUCGUAGUGGAACAGGAAUUUCCUCGUCAGGAGGAGAAAGUGGAGUCCGUGGUCAGCCGGUUGCAUCAGUGUGAACUGGAAGCCAAAGGAGUCUGCUUUCUACCCAAGCUCAUUGAGAAAUGUAGACAACUCUGGGCGUUAAACUGGUCUCAGGUACAGUUCACUGAUGCCGAAGCAGAAACCAUCUCUGACACACUGCCACAUUUUCCAUCACUGAAGAAACUUGGGUUAACCUGUUGCAGUUUCCUUCCCCCCGGAAUGGAGCACCUGGCUGAAGCAUUGCAUCAGUGCCACACGAUUGAAGACAUUGACUUUUCCAAAAGUGAACUUGGCAUGGAUAUCAGUGCUCUGAUGAACGCUCUGGAGGGAAAACUUCACCUGAAGAGCAUAAACCUUGGCUCUCUGAAUCUCAGCGAUGCAGAUAUCCUCAAUCUGACCUCCAGACUCUCAGCAAUGCCUUUCCUGAAAAGACUCAUUUUGAAUAAAAACCGUCUUGGUGGUGAGUCCUGUUCACACCUUGCACAAGUUUUGAAGAAUGCCAUUCACAUGGAAAAAAUUGAUUUGAGCCACAACAAGAUUGAUGAUGCUGGCAUAAAAGAAAUCGCUAUGGCCAUUCCAGAAAUGCAGAGCGUGAAGCAAAUUGACCUGUCUAGCAACAGCAUUGGCUCUGCCGGUGGACAGUGUUUCGUGGAGGCUCUGAAGCACAGCGAGAACCUGGAGAUGCUCAAACUAUCUGGGAACAAUAUUGGAAACGAGACGCUGGAAAAACUGGCUCCGGUUCUGCCCAACUUGCAUUGCCUGAAGGUCCUUCACCUGGCAUCCUGUGGCUUUGACUCGGAGGGAGUGGUUUGUUUGGCCAGAGUCCUCUUCCAUUGUCCACAAAUAGAGGAGAUCAGUUUGUCCGAAAACAGCAUUGGGCACAAGGGUGCCAUGGCACUCGCAGAACACCUGCCACAGCCCUCCUCACAACUCAGGAAGAUUGAACUGAAGGUCUGCGGCCUCAUCGACUGCACUUCUAAGAGUCUCAUCCUUGGUGUCAGCCAGUGCCCCCUUCUGGAAGAGAUUAUCCUGUCCUGGAACAAACUUGGUGAUGAAAGUGCUUUGGAGCUGGCCAAGGUUCUCCCUCGGAUGGCAAAGUUGAAAGUACUGGAUCUGGACAACAACUACAUCACUGCUUGUGGUGCCAGAAGGCUCACAAAGGCACUUGCACAGUGUCGAGGAAUCCAGAUAAUACGUCUGUGGCACAAUCAGAUACCCAGCGAUGUUGAACAAAAGCUGAGGAAGGAAGAGCCACGGCUGCAUUUUGCCUUCUUUUGAUUAACCAGCAGGGAGGGAAUCUGACUCCUGCCAGGCAUGGUUUUGCUGCUGGCCAAGGAAAAGAAGGAAACUGAGCAGGAUUCUGGGCUAGCACAUAGGUACUGCAACUUCUGAAGAGAAACAGAAGCUGCAUGAUUAUACUUCAUCCUCGUGGCCAGAAAUGAGCAGCUUCUGCUUCCUCUGCUUCUUUGGCGACCACUCGUAGCCGAGUAAAAUUGUCUUCCAUGAGCACGGUAUUAACAGUGAGUCCGUAAGUGACUGUGGAGGCCAAGUCAGGAUCCACACGUCCUUCCACAGUGGGGACAUAGGUUUCUGGGUGGGAGUUGGUCAUGGUGAGGGUUUGCCAAAUGUAAGCAACAGCUUACAAAAGAGUAGAACUCUCACUUGGAGAACCAGGAUCUUUGCCUUGGCCUGAUUGAUGGGACCAUCUUGCAAGAAAUCCCAAAGUUCACCUGUGGCAAGGCUGAGUCUGGGCUAUGCUUGUUUGGCACUGAAAAUACCACCAUCUUCCAUCAAGAUGAAUACUGAUUAAGAAAAACUGGAUCCUGCAAUAUGUAUUGUGGACUCUUGUUUGCUUUUGCUUUAUUUAUUUCACUGAUACUUAUUUUGCUUGCAUGGAAGAAAGCGGUGCAGAUGUGGGGACGGGACUGCACCUUCAGCCAACCUUCUGACUUUGGAGACUUCACCAGGAAGAACCCUGUUUGAUGAUUGCUGUCACAAACAUAAGGACUAGAAACUUGCAGGGCAUUUUAAAAAUGAAAAUAAAAACAGAGAUCGCCAGGAAGCUGGAUUCUGUACCUAGUAUCACCUUUUACACUUUUCCUGCACGUGUGUAGAAUUCCACACCUUCUUAGUUUUCAGGACGAAUAGGGAAGAAAUUCAGUUCUCUGCAUUUUGCAGUGCAGUUCUCCAGCCAAGCAAGUUGUACGGAAAUGAAUAUGAUUAGGGUAAAGUGUGCAUGAAAAUGCAUAUAUUGGUGACAAUGCAUUUUGGCUUUGCAAAAUUGUGUAUAUUAGGCAAAAUUGUGUUUGAACAUGUAUGUUAGGGAGAAACUGUUGAUGAAUUUUCAUGAAGACUUUUUUUAAAAAAAUGCAAAUGGAUUUAGAAAUGUGGAGAACCAAAUUUAAUAUUGGAAAACUGAGAGAAACCAGAAUGGACAGAUAUGCCCAUCCUUAGUUUUCACAUAUCACAACCAUGACCAUUCAUUACUGUGGUUCUUCAACCGCUUGGCUUGGAUACAGUAAAAUCUCGGAAUGGACACCUUCCUGUUUUAAAGAUCUUGCAAGUGGGGUUGAUAGUGAGCAGAAAUCUACAGAUUCCUUCAGCUUCUUGACUGAUUAACUCGAUAUACCCACUAGAGGGCACUGUGUCCUUAUGGAAA